AACAACAUUAAGUCAUCAAAUCAACCACCAUCAUCAUACCAACAUCAUCAUCAUCAUCAUCAUCAUCAUCAUUAUACUCAUCCUCUUCAUUCUCCUCAACCUCAACCUCAACCUCAAUAUCAUCAUCAUCAACAACAUCAUUAUCAACAACAGCAACUACAACCUCAAUCACAACCUUUGCCUCAAAUUCAUUCUUCUUCUGCAUAUGAAAAGUCGAUUAACCCGACCGCAACAAUGUCUCCAAAUAGAUCGUUGUCACUGGCAAUGAAAACAACAAAUUUUCAAGGAUCUCUACCAUCACCACCAUCUAGCCAUUCAUCUUUGUGCAAUAUCAAUGCAAAAAACAACAAUAGAAAUAUUGAACCUGAUCAUCUUAAUAUUAAAACCGAGUGCAAUGACCCUAUGCAAACAAACAGCACAUACAACAUAUCAUCAUCGCCAGUUGUUGACCAAUGUCAACGUCCAAUUUUUCCUCUUAAAACCGAACCAGAUGAAUACGUUACACUGGCAAAGCAUCAUAUAUCAUCGAUAAUUGAUAACAAUCACAAUCAAUUCAAUGGCAAAGGACAGUGUCAAUCUAGUUGCCAAUCGAAUUCAUUCACCGAUCAUCAUCAUAGACCAUUCAUUUCAUCUGACGAAAGUGAAAGUGCCAACACUGUUCUAAGUACAUACAACAAUAAUUCCAGUGAUGCAGAAAAUUUCAAAGAAUCUGCAUCGAAACAGCCUGUAAACAUAAGCAAAGAAGAUGUAUGUCGUUCACCAACAUCUCCAUUAAAUGAUAAAACUUUUUUGACAAAUGUUUCAUCUACAUUGCCUGAGGAAAAAUCCGGCCUAAGUGGAGCCAACAAAUAUGAAGAUAACUUUGCCAAAAUGAUGAAAGGCCAAUCAGCUGGUAAUCGUAUCAGUGUUUUUCAAUUGAAUCUAAAUGCAAUGGCGCCCGAGUCCAUUUCCGAAUCCUAUAAUUAUAUUGAAACUUAUCGUUUGGAAGAGCUUGCGGAUGCUUGUGCACAAUUACAUCAUUGGUGCAAUUAUAGAUCGAUUUUAUAUGAAAUGCGCAAUCUAAAAGAAAUCUAUCGAGUUGCUGAACAUGUAUUUCAACAUUUUAUUUCGAUGGCCAAAAUGGUUACUGCAUUUACUAAUUUAUGCGAAACUGAUCAACUAUCAUUGCUCAAGUAUUCGGUUACAGAGAUACUUAUCUUGCGUUCAGUGUCUUGUUUUCUGCCCAAUGAAGAUGCUUGGAUUUUCAAUCUAGAUAAUAAUGAAAAAGGUACAUUACUACAAUUCAACACUUGCAAAACACAAUUAUCGGAUUCAGAAUUUAGCGAUGAUAUAAGACAUUUCAUUUUGGCCGUACCGGAAAAUUGUCGAAAUGAUCGUAACUUGUUCGAUUUAGCGACAAUGGUUGUUCUCUUCAAUCCCAAUUGUUCCGAACUGAAACAUAAAGAUGUUGUUAGAUUGGAACACAUCACAUAUUGCCAUUUGCUCUGCAAAUAUAUUCACAUCAAUUAUUCAUCAUCAUCAUCAUCACCGUCAGCGUCGUCUAUGGUUGAACAUGAUACAACAAAAGCUAUUCAGUUCAAUACAAUGUUGAAUCUCAUUGAUCGUUUACAUAAAAUCAAUCAAAAGUUUAAUAAUGUUUUUCCAUUCCGUUUCAUUACUGAAGAGUACAACAAAAAACGUUUGGCUCAAAUAUAAAAUAAUCAUCAAACCUCUGGUCCUCAAAAAAAACAAUCAUUUUUUGUUCAUUUGUUUGGUACUUGAAAUUUAAAAACCUUUUUUUGGUUUUUCUCUCUCAACACU
This is a messenger RNA of Dermatophagoides farinae (American house dust mite), 1800 nucleotides long. NCBI's taxonomy places the organism in Eukaryota, Metazoa, Arthropoda, Arachnida, Sarcoptiformes, Pyroglyphidae. The record is from RefSeq and is a predicted model, not a curated record.